Nematolebias whitei (Rio pearlfish) is the source of this 1865-nucleotide messenger RNA. RefSeq names its product laminin subunit alpha-5. The record is from RefSeq and is a predicted model, not a curated record. Gene Ontology annotation, cellular component: basement membrane. Gene Ontology annotation, biological process: axon guidance. Gene Ontology annotation, molecular function: extracellular matrix structural constituent. NCBI's taxonomy places the organism in Eukaryota, Metazoa, Chordata, Actinopteri, Cyprinodontiformes, Rivulidae.
ACACGGCUCAGAACUCCGUCACCUCCGGGACCGAGCAGAACUCCGCUGUACCCCGUCAGUGCACACGCCUGUCCUCCCCAGGACCAGCAGGUCUUCUGUCUGCCCCCCCAGCUCCACCAUUCCCUCCCGGACCGAGCGGACAGGUGGACAGAGGAUGAGUUACGGAGCGGCGGUUCGGCUGCUGUGGCCGCUGUUGGUGAGCUGCUGCAGGCUCGGGUGGAGCCAGGAGCUGGCGGCCAGCGGCCUGCACGGCUACAGCCUCCACCCGCCCUACUUCAACCUGGCGGAGGGAACCAAGAUCAGGGCCACGGCCACCUGCGGGGAGGACGAGUCCGGCCGGAGCCUGCGGGACCUGUACUGUAAACUGGUGGGAGGCCCGGUGUCCGGGGACCCGAGCCAGACCAUCCAGGGUCAGUACUGUGACAUUUGCAGUAAGGAGGACAUGGACCGCGCCCAUCCCAUCACCAACGCCAUCGAUGGCACUGAGCGAUGGUGGCAGAGCCCCCCUCUAUCCCGCAGUACUGAGUACAAUGAGUUGAAUGUUACCUUGGACCUGGGUCAGCUCUUCCACGUGGCCUAUGUCUUGAUUAAAUUUGCCAAUUCUCCUCGUCCAGACCUGUGGGUUCUUGAGAGGUCCACAGACUUUGGACUGACCUAUCAGCCAUGGCAGUACUUCGCCUCCUCUAAGCGAGACUGCAUUGAGCGUUUUGGACAGAGAACUAUUGAAAGAAUCAACACUGAUGAGGACAUUAUCUGCACCACUGAAUACUCCCGAAUUGUGCCUCUGGAAAAUGGAGAGAUUGUUGUGUCCCUGGUGAAUGGUCGUCCUGGAGCCAUGAACUUCUCAUAUUCACCAGUGCUGAGGGAGUUCACCAAGGCCACGAACAUCCGGCUGCGCUUCCUGAGAACCAACACACUGCUGGGGCAUCUGAUGGGCAAAGCACUCCGUGAUCCCACCGUCACACGCAGGUAUUACUACAGCAUUAAAGACAUCAGUAUUGGAGGACGGUGUGUGUGUAACGGACAUGCUGAGGCCUGCAACGCCAAGGACCCUAAUGAUCCUUACAAACUGCAGUGUGACUGUCAGCAUAACACUUGCGGUGUGUCUUGUGAUCAGUGUUGUCCUGGAUAUCACCAGUUACCAUGGAAACCUGCCACAACCUAUAGUGCCAAUGAGUGUGAACCAUGCAACUGUCAUCGUCAUUCUUUUGACUGCUACUAUGAUCCUGAUGUCGAUCGGAGGCGAGCCAGCCUUGACCUUCACAGACACCACAGAGGAGGAGGGGUCUGCCUCAACUGCCAGCAUCACACCACAGGUGUGAAUUGUGAGCACUGCAUCCCCACCUACUACAGGUCACCUGAUCACCCCAUUGACUCCCCGCUGGCCUGCUCACCUUGUAACUGUCAGUCAGAGUUUACAGACGGUACCUGUGAGGAUCUGACCGGUCACUGCUUCUGCAAACCAAACUACAUGGGAGAGAACUGUGACUCGUGUGCCAGCGGGUUCAUCAGCUUCCCUGAGUGUUAUCCUAUCCCCACUUAUCUCCCCAGCAACAAUGGUGAGGCCAAACCAGCUGGAGAGAUCAUUAACUGUGAGUGCAGUGCAGCAGGUACAGUGGAUAACUCCUGCAGGCCGGACCCUCGAACUCGAACCUGCAUCUGUAAACCAGGAUUCACCGGAGACCACUGUGACACCUGCGCUCCGGGUUUCUAUGGACUCAGCUGUCAGGUGUGUGGCUGCAGCAUGAUCGGCUCUCUGCCUGCUGUCUGUGAUUCUUCCGGUCUCUGCCUGUGUAAACCGGAGUUUCAGGGUCCUCGCUGUGAACAGUGCAGAUCUGGAUUCUACUCCUACCCCAACUGUCAAG